AUGAACUUUAAAGAAAUGUUUAAUUUAAUAAAAAAUCAAAGAAAUGAAUUAAUUGCACCAGUAGAUAAAUAUGGAUGUAAAGCUAUUGGAAAUAAUUCUUAUAAAAUUUUCAUUGCAUUAUUACUUAGUUCACAGACAAGAGAUAUUGUUACUUAUACAGCUGUUACUAAUUUAACUAAACUUGUUAAAGAAACAUUUACUCCUGUAAAUUUAUUAAAAUAUGAUCAUAUAGAUAUUCAUGAAUGUAUUAAACAAGUUGGUUACCAUAAUAAGAAAUUAAAAUAUUUAAUUGAUUCAAGUAAAAAACUAACAAAAAUUAAUGAUAAAGAUUUUAAUGAAUUAAUUAAAUUACCAGGAUUUGGUAAGAAAAUGGCUUACUUAUAUUUAAGUAAUGCUCAUGAUAUCCAUGAGGGGAUUGGUGUUGAUUUACAUGUUCAUAGAAUAGUUAAUAGAAUAUUAAAUACAAAAAUGACAAUUGAAAAGGUAAGAAAGUUUUUAGAAGGCAUUUUUAAUAAAGAAGAUUUUAAUGAAGUUAAUAGAAUUUUAGUUGGAUUUGGACAAUUAAUUUGUUUAAAGAAAAAACCUAAAUGUAAUGAGUGUUGUUUAAAGGAGAAAUGUAAAUUUAAUACAGAAUUUUAA
This is a messenger RNA of Hepatospora eriocheir, 639 nucleotides long. The record is from the annotation of a GenBank genome assembly. NCBI's taxonomy places the organism in Eukaryota, Fungi, Microsporidia, Hepatosporidae.